Molecule: messenger RNA, 2510 nt
Organism: Lacerta agilis (Sand lizard)
Lineage: Eukaryota; Metazoa; Chordata; Lepidosauria; Squamata; Lacertidae
Gene: DIPK2A
Product: divergent protein kinase domain 2A
Exons: 3
Coding region: 65-1354 (429 amino acids)
Biological process (GO): cardiac muscle cell proliferation; regulation of phosphatidylinositol 3-kinase/protein kinase B signal transduction
Cellular component (GO): COPI vesicle coat
Source: RefSeq, a predicted model, not a curated record
UUUGCCCCGCCGGCUGGUGGGGCCGGCCGGCCAGUGGGUCGGUCGCCGGCGGCGGUGACGGACGAUGCUCCGGCUGGUGUCGCUGAAGUUGGGGCGCCUCUACCGCUACGUGAAGCUGGCGGUGCUGGGCGUCCUGGCGGCGGCGCUGGCCCUCAACUCGCCUUCGCUGCUGGCCUCGCUGCAGCGCAACGAGCUGGCCGAGCGGCGCUUCCUGCAGCUGAACAAGUGCCCGGCCUGCUGGGGCACGAGCUGGUGCCGCAAGUUCCUCAACGGGCAGCUGCGCCUGGAGAGCUGGGGCCGCCUGCGCCUGCUCGACUUCCUCAACGUCAAGAACGUGUACUUCGCGCGCUACGGGGAGCCCCGCGAGGGCAGCCGCCGCGUCGUCCUCAAGCGCCUGGGCUCCGCGCGCGAGCUCGCCGACAUCGACGCCAAGAUCUGCCGGCGCGCCACCGGCAGGGGACGCUGCGACUUGCUCCAGGCCCUGCACGCCACCGAGUUCGCCAGCAUCAACGGCGACGUGCGCCUCCUCACCCCCGACGUCGUGGAGGGCUGGUCGGACCUGGUGCACUGCCCCUCGCAGCGCCUCCUCGACCGCCUCGUCCGCCGCUACGCCGAGACCAAGGACUCGGGCAGCUUCCUGCUCCGCAACCUCAAGGACUCCGAGCGGAUGCAGCUCCUCAUCACGCUCGCCUUCAACCCGGAGCCCCUCGUGCUGCAGAGUUUUCCUUCUGAUGAGGGCUGGCCAUUUGCAAAGUAUUUAGGAGCAUGUGGAAGAAUGGUGGCUGUAAACUACGUGGGAGAAGAACUCUGGAGCUACUUCAGCGCUUCAUGGGAAAAACGAGUGGACCUGGCAUGGCAGUUAAUGGAAAUAGCUGAGCAGCUGACAAAUAAUGACUUUGAAUUUGCACUCUACCUCCUUGAUGUCAGCUUUGACAACUUCGCAGUAGGCCCUAGAGAUGGGAAGGUCAUCAUUGUGGAUGCUGAAAAUGUUUUGGUGGCAGAUAAAAGGUUAAUCAAGCAAAAUAAACCUGAAAACUGGGAUGUUUGGUAUGAAAGCAAGUUUGAUGACUGUGAUAAGGAAGCUUGCCUUUCUUUCUCAAAGGAGAUUUUGUGCACUCGUGUCACUGUGGACCACAACUACUAUGCUAUUUGCCAGAACCUUUUAUCAAGACAUGCCACCUGGCGUGGCACUUCUGGAGGUCUUCUUCAUGAUCCUCCAGCUGAAAUUGCCAAAGAUGGUCGACUUGAGGCCUUGCUGGAUGAGUGUGCCAAUCCAAAGAAGCGAUAUGGUAGAUUCCUAGCUGCAAAAGAAUUGCGCGAAUACCUUGGACGACUAAGUAAUAAUGUGAGGUAGUUCAUAGUGGCCAGAAACUUUGGAAAAGGCACAUGGAAAAAAAUAAGUUAUGGACAUCAAAGAAAAACUUGUUACCGGUAUAUGGGGAAUGCUCUAUAUAAACAGGCAAGGUUACAUAUCCCACUGCAACCUGAGCUGCUUUUGACUGGGUCAAAUGACAAGAUUGACAACUUAAGUGACUCUCAUCCAUAGGACUUCACAUAAAUCUGAGACAGUUCCACAAUUUUGUGAAACUGAUGACGUAACUUGGAAAGUCAAGUUAUAUUCGCCUGUUUUAAAGGCUUUUAUUUCUGAUGUCAUUGUCUCUCUCUCUCUCUGCCCCUCCCUUGCAUACAACUUAAUAAACUGGUAUUUGCAUACAUACUAAUAAGCCCUAGGUCUCUCUCAUAGUUCUAAAAACUAGUAGGUCUUUGUUUGAAUACUGUGCGCUAUUUGAGUACAGGAUUCCUCUGCUUAUUCUAAUGUUGAGUUCUUUCCACUGUUUCUUACUGUUUGUAUGCCUUAUUAAGGAUAUGCUUAUAAAAGCAGUCUUAAAUAUUGUGUGGACAUAACCAUUACAUUUGAAUUCUUUGUAAUUCUACUGCGGGUAAUGUUUCACAAGAUGGUUAACUGUAAAAUUCCAUCUUUAUUCCAUUAGGUGAAAAUAAUUAUUCAGCAGGGAAUCAUGAUCUGAGAACUAACAAAGAUAGAUGGAAGUUUGGAGUAAAGCAGUACAACUAGUUAAAAUGAAGACAAAAUAAUGCCAUUUUGCUAGUAUAGUAAUUCAUAAGCCAAAGAAAAUGGUUGUGUAUCAGUCUCUAGUCACCUAAAUCUGUACUGUAGUGACACUAAUCCAUUGACUUAGAUUUCAGUGGGUUUGUAGAUCAUUCUUUAGGAGAAACUUUGCUACUAGUUAAAAGCUUAGGAAACUCCACAUGUGAAUGAGAAAAUGCCUAGCAGGCUAGCAUUUGUUCUGCAUUAUUCACAGUUCUGCUGAAUUUGCAAUGUGAUGAUGUUUACGGAACUUUCAACCAUAGGGUUGGCUAUUUAAUAGUACUCAUGUUUACUGUAGAGGCCUUGCAUUGCAUUAAGUCUUUCAGUUCAGUCUUGUAAUGGUUACCGUGCACCAGAAAUUGCUCCCACAGAUCGGAACCUGAAUGAGAAAUUGGAUCACUGC